Messenger RNA from Ceutorhynchus assimilis (cabbage seed weevil), 984 nucleotides. The record is from the annotation of a GenBank genome assembly. NCBI's taxonomy places the organism in Eukaryota, Metazoa, Arthropoda, Insecta, Coleoptera, Curculionidae.
UGACUUUGUCCAUAGGAAAAAAGAUAAACAAAACAAAGAUUAAUUGAGCGAAAUGUAGUAUUUUAUUAUAAAUAAUUAUGUGAAGUGGUCGGUUUAAAGUGCAAACAUUUAAAAAAAAAUUAAUGUCCUACCUGAUUCUGUUGCACAAAUUGUCAUUAAUUUUAAUUUGUUUGUUUAUUUAAAUAUUUAAACCAAGUUAUAUUAUUAUUAGCUGGAAGAUUUUAAAGCCUAGUCAAUAUGUGCGAUGUAUUCAUGAAUAUUUUAGAUGAAACUUGUGCGAUACUUGAAACUUAUAAGGGACGAGAUAAGGUUAUAAGGACACUAUGUUACCUAUCAAGACUGCUUGGAGAACUCCAGAGCGAUUCAGAAUUACAAAAGAAAUUCAACAUAUUCGGCUCUUCAAUGUCUGGAACUAGGACCACGCUCAGACUGUUUGAUGAUAUUUUGGUACUAAGAAACAACCUGCAAUAUGGUUUUGGCAAAAAUGAACCCGAUAAAUAUAUGGCCAUUUUGGGAAUAACUUCAAAUUUAAUCGACCAAUGCUACUUGCCUGUGGAAAAAAUUUCCUGGCUUGCCAAACACAGAUUGUUGACUGGGAUUAAUAAUAGUAAAUGGGAGACUGCUAGUUCAGCUUGUUGGGUUACCACGUCUUAUUUGACUAUUUUAAAAACCAUAAGGUAUUUAUAUUUAUUAGAAAAACACAAGGAAUGUUUAGACCAAGUGCCAAGUAUAAGUCCUGAAAAAUUACAUUGUCUGAAGACCUACCACUUAUUGACUUUAUGCCGAGCAUUCAUGGACUUCACCCACGCAGUCAACACUUUACCUCCAGGAUUUCUUUGGUCUUCCCAAUUGAAAUCUUGGACUGUAAGUUUGAUAGGAACUACUUCUUCAGUUUUAGGCUUGUAUUUGAUUUUAUAUAAGAAAUGGUUGAAGUGAUUUUAUAAAUACAUUGUUGUUGGUUAUUAAAAUAUUUUUCUAAAAUUA